Molecule: messenger RNA, 1266 nt
Organism: Mitosporidium daphniae
Lineage: Eukaryota; Fungi; Microsporidia
Exons: 1
Coding region: 1-1266 (421 amino acids)
Molecular function (GO): oxidoreductase activity
Source: RefSeq, a predicted model, not a curated record
AUGAAACUGCUUUUGCCUUUUGUUUUGGCUGCCUUUGGAUUUGCGAAUCUUUUUUUUCGCAUCUCCUCAAGCCCGGUCAAUUUCACAGAUGCUCCUCCGACCGAAUUUAUGGAAGAUCCUUGUGACCAUUCGAUGAAAUACAAUGCCACUCAAUUUUCUGGCCUUGUAGCUGAGCUCGACCAGCUCACUUCCCUCACCAAUUCGAUGAAUAGCGAAAGGGGGCAUGCAGUUUGCCCUCGCAUUUUCCUUCGCAAAGAAUUUCGAGACAUGUCGCCGGCAGAAUGGUCUCGCUUCAAGCGGGCCCUUUUGAAAAUGAUGGAUGGAUCCACCACCCCCCAAGCGAAUACUGGCGAAGAUGCGCUUCCGCCGCCAACUUCAAUUACUUUCUGGACCCAUCUCCAUUUGGCUUCUGUUCCGCACGCACAUGGUACGCCUCAAUUUCUCCCCUGGCAUCGGCUGUUUUUGCACAAGUUUGAACUCGCACUUCGGUUAAUCGAUCCUUAUGUCACGAUCCCUUACUGGGAUUGGUCCUUGGAUGCACCGAAUCCAGCAUCCUCCCCGAUUUGGUCGCUGCCCUAUUUAGGAACUGUCUAUUCCGAAAGUGGCGAUUGUAUUAAUUUUCCCGUUUUAAAAUCGCCUCGUCCUCAUUGCUUGAAGCGGAGACGAAUAUUUUCUCCCCAAAAUGACCAGGCCGGUGCUGCUCCGUUUUACUCUGCAAAAACAUUGAAGGCUGUAGUUGAAGACAUGUCACUGACAUAUGACCGUUUCCGGGCUUUGAUUGAGCUGGCACCCCACAAUAUUGUUCACGUGGCCAUUGGUGGCUCUGAAGGGGACAUGUCGUUCAUGUCAUCGCCGAACGACCCCAUAUUUUGGCUACAUCACACGUUUAUUGACAAACUUUGGGCUGACCACCAGGAUCUUUCCAUAGCGCAAAAGGGAAGGUUUUCUUCGCUCACCGAUUACAAUGGAGAAAACCCGCUUACACAAACGGAUGUCUCUCUUUCCGACAGGCUUCGACCCUUUGAGGAAUCCGUCCACGAGACAAUGGAUUAUAGCGCACCUCCAUUUUGCUACAAAUAUGCGCCGCCAAGAAAGGCGGUUGCCGCCUCUCUUGCAAGUAAAAGACAUUUAGCGGAUGCGAUCCACAUCCAGCGGCUUCCAGAACCGAUCCCCAACUCUUGGCUGCGAAUGCAUCGCUUUAACAUAAGCCAGGUACGAGAAGCCGAAACGAUUCUCGCGAUGAUGAUGGCUCGUGAGGCAAAUUGA